AUGCGAGACGCAGGCGAAGCAGACGCAGGGACGGCGCAGCACGGCUGGAACCGGAAGGACGUGAGCCGGAAGCUGCAGCCGGAAGAACGUUUGUGCGCAAAAACACCAGCCUCCGGGAGAAGGUCGCCGGGCAGCCAGAAAGAGGCCUGGAAGAACAACAAUAACAUUCGGAGCCCGCCGGGAGAAGGGAAGAAGCGCUGCCAACAGGGUGUCGAUAGGGAAGUCCCUCCCCUUGUGAAAUGUGGCCCUAGCUCCAUUCUUUCCCACCCCACAGCUGCGGCUGCUCACUUCAACUUUUGCCAGAACCUGCUAGAACACACCGUGUCGGCGGAGAACCUGAACUACCGGCUGCAGAGGACCUCGGGGGCCAGUCUGACCUGGCACGAUGGGCGGAGCCAGAGGUCGGCGGGAGGGAGGACCGUUAAACUCCUUCAGCAGCCCGGGACUGAGGGCUCCCAGGUACGAGGUCAGGCAUACUCAGUUUGGCACACUUUGGGACGGGCGCUCUUACGAUUAAACGCGGAGAAGCUGCAGCGCAUGGGGAUUAUCCACGAGUCUCAGCGGCAGGAAGUCCUCCAGCAGGUGCUCCAACUACAGGUGCGGGAAGAGGUCCGCAACCUUCAGCUCCUCAGUCAAGCUUCUUACGGAAAUGUCUCGUAACCCCACCACCUGUCUGGCAGCAGACUGGCGCAACACUGUGACCUGAAACAUCUCUGGGAUGAUGGACGGUGUGGACCGCACAGCGGGACUCCUCAACUGCAUGCUUGGGAAGAGAUGGGGACAGACUCCAAGGGACGCAGAGGGCGAUCACUCAUUUUCCCUCCCCCCGUGACACUUCAUUCUCCAUCUAGACCCCAGCCAUCCUCUAUGGCAGGACAAGCUGCAAAUCCAUGCCGCGAGAAGCAAGAGCCCCCCUAGACUCACAAGACUCGACCGUGCAGGUAUCCAGUCACAGUGUACAACUGCUCCUUGGCCGGACCCAGAGGUCACGGAUCUUCUUCUCUCGAUGAACACAGUGGACUUUCCAAGCCAGCAGAGUUUGCAAAGGUCUCCAUACGUAUUUCUUGUCUCAUUUCAACAGUCAUGAUAGUUUUCCCAAUGUGGUUGGGGAACAUGUGAGAGACGGUGCAGCGGAAGCAUGGUGCGGUUCCUCGCAAAGA
Molecule: messenger RNA, 1160 nt
Organism: Gekko japonicus
Lineage: Eukaryota; Metazoa; Chordata; Lepidosauria; Squamata; Gekkonidae
Product: sterile alpha motif domain-containing protein 10-like
Exons: 5
Coding region: 1-660 (219 amino acids)
Biological process (GO): cell surface receptor protein tyrosine kinase signaling pathway
Cellular component (GO): cytoplasmic side of plasma membrane
Source: RefSeq, a predicted model, not a curated record